Hylaeus volcanicus is the source of this 2265-nucleotide messenger RNA. Its product is annotated as synaptic vesicle glycoprotein 2B. Gene Ontology annotation, molecular function: transmembrane transporter activity. The record is from RefSeq and is a predicted model, not a curated record. The transcript is spliced from 10 exons. Gene Ontology annotation, biological process: transmembrane transport. Gene Ontology annotation, cellular component: membrane. Bases 359 to 2011 code for a protein of 550 amino acids. Lineage: Eukaryota; Metazoa; Arthropoda; Insecta; Hymenoptera; Colletidae.
UGUCUGUCAAGAUGAAGACGCGAUUGUGUGCGUGUUGUCAGAGUGGGGGAUAUUGGUGCCUCGUGGCCUCCCCUAUAUAAGGUUUGCGCUCAUCCGUCGAACCUCGGUUGUUCCCCCAAUUCGGGCAACUUCUCAGGACUUGGCAAGCCGAACACCUUCGCAAGUGAGCGCAGAACCUAGCCCCGCCGACGAGCAGCAGCAGAUCAGCGCAGAUUCAGCAGGAAGAGUUCGCCGAGAUCCAGCAAUCCACAAGAACAAGAUCAAUUUAAUAUCGAUUGAAGCCCAUCGUCGAGCACGAAGAUUUCUCAUCUGACCCUAUCACCAAGCCAGAUUCACCCAACUGCGCCGAUAUCGUAGAAUGGUAGAGAGUGAACCUGGCUCAAAGCACAAUCAUAAGUGUGAUGUAAAAGACGAGCGGCUAAACGGCUGUGGCUCCAAGGAUCUCGAACUUGCCCGUAUUGGAACUAAGGGCAAGACCCUAGAUCCCGAGAAAGGAUCCUGCGUUAAAGCUGACUUUGAGAAGGCCAUUGAACUUACCGACUAUGGCAAAUUCCACUACUUCCUCCUCACGGUAUGCGGGUUCGUCAGCACCAGCGAGGAGAUGGACGUGAUCUCCAUGUCCUUCAUCCUCCCGAGUGCACAAUGUGAUCUGAAACUCGAUACCCAAGCCAAGGGAUGGCUCAAUUCGAUCAUCUUCAUUGGCAUGAUGGCCGGCGCGUACGCUUGGGGCUCCGUCGCGGAUGCCCUAGGUCGUCGCAAGGUCCUCAUCGCCAUCUCGUUCACGAACGCUCUGUGCAUCGUGGCCUCCAGCUUCAGCCAGUCCUAUGAACUCUUCAUGUUCUUCCGUUUUCUCAACGGCGCUGCUCUUGGAGGCAGUGGACCUGUCAUCUGGUCAUACUUUGCUGAGUUCCAGCCAAAGUCUAAGCGAGGUUCGAUGCUGUCUUUCAUGGCUGCCUUCUGGACGCUUGGGAACCUCUUCGUUGCUGGUUUGGCAUGGACGAUCAUCCCUAACGACAUUGGUAUCGUGAGCGAGGCGUUCACAUACAAUUCUUGGCGAAUCUUCCUGCUGAUCUGCGCUGCUCCGUCGUUUAUCGUCGCGGGGCUGCUCCUGCUGCUCCCUGAAUCCCCCAAAUACCUCUUAUCCUGCGGAAAAUACGAGGAGGCCCUCGACAUCUUUCGCGGGAUAUAUGCCAUUAACACUGGCAAACCGCGUGACAGUUACACGGUUAAAGAAUUGAUUCUCGAUGACUUUCAAGUGCCCGAACCGGCAAAGAUUGGCGUCGAGAAGAAUAAAUGCAAAACAAUGCUCAGCGACAUCGUAUAUAACAGUAAACAACUCUUCAUCUCGCCGAUUCUUCGCUUCACCAUCAUCUCCAUCAUUAUCAACUUCACCUUUCACAUCGGUUAUUACGGUCUGAUGAUGUGGUUCCCCGAAUUGUUCAAUCGUUUCGACGAGUUUCAUCGCGAUCAUCCUGGUGAGGUCGCUUCUAUAUGCCAGGUCACCGAUUACGUCGUUCAAAAGGGUUCUCAGAAUGUGGAGACUCUUUGUUCGGACAAGAUCGGUGCCUCCGUCUUCUUGGAAUCGCUGAUCACGGUUGCAUCCGCCAUUCCUGCAAAUAUCGUCGCCGUUUUGGGAAUGGAUCGUCUUGGUCGCAAAUUCUUCCUUGUGUUUAGUACGCUUUCAUCGGGACUGUGUUCGAUAGGGUUGUACUUCGUGUAUAAUAAGCACCACAACCUGAUUGUUUCGGCUUUCUUCAGCGGUGUGAUAAGCUGUGGAAAUGCGGCAUUGGACUGUCUGAUAACCGAGGUUUUCCCAACACAUCUUCGGGCGACCGGAAUAGCUAUUUCUAUGGUCGCGGCACGUUUAGGUGGAAUUAUUGGAAACAUCGUUAUAGCUCAACUUCUGGACAUGUAUUGUCCAGCACCAACUUUCAUAGUUGCUGCUCUCCUAAUUGGGGGAGGAUUACUGUGCUUAUUCUUACCAAAUACAACGCGGGAACCACUUUCUUGACACCGGUGGAAAAUUACAUCAGACCUAAAUCGAUGUACAGUUAUAUACUCAUUUUUUAAGGAAACUUUCGCCGUUUUAAAGUAGCACAUCUACGCGCGUACAUCUGCCCAUAUUCCAGUAAUCGAGCUCCACAUUCCCAUUUUGCAUAUCAAGUUCAAACGGCCAAUAAAGAAAUAAUAUUAGACUUCACAACAAAUAGCAGGGUAAAUUAAAAAAAAAAAAAAAAAGAAUAAUAAAAUACGAAUGUAAAGUUU